Messenger RNA from Paraglomus occultum, 504 nucleotides. NCBI's taxonomy places the organism in Eukaryota, Fungi, Glomeromycota, Glomeromycetes, Paraglomerales, Paraglomeraceae. The record is from the annotation of a GenBank genome assembly.
AUGGGUCAAAAGACGAUCAACUUUUAUAGGCAGAACGGGGAAUAUGGCAUAUUCAGUAAUUUCUAUGGGGCACCAAUUGAGAUUGAUGGAGAGCUUUGGCCCACAUCAGAACAUUACUUUCAAGCUCAGAAAUUCCCAAUACGCCCUGAACUUCAACAAAAGAUACGCAAUCUUUCCACACCAUCGGAAGCUGCCAAAGCCGGUCGACGACGAGAUUAUCCUCUCCGUGAAGAUUGGGAAUCAGUUAAAGAAGAUGUCAUGAUGAGAGCAUUAAUUGCAAAGUUUACGCAGCACGAAGACUUAAAAAGACAAAUUUUGGACACCGGCGAUGCCAAACUAGUGGAACAUACGGCUAGAGAUCGAGUAAGAGAUCAAUUAAGGAAAGAAGAGGUUGAGGCAGAGGAGACCGUAUGCGAUGAAACAAAAAUCGAUGAAACAAAAAUCGAUGAAACAAAAAUCGAUGAAACAAAAAUCGAUGAGAAUAAAGUCUCUGAUAGUACUUAG